CCAACCAACUCCGAGAUUUAUCUUACUCUUUUUUGUAUUUUUCCUCUUCCUUGUUUGCUUUCUCUAUUGAAGAAGUGAAUCUGGACGAUUAAGGCCGUCAAAUUUUGGAACUUGAACCAUCAAAUUUAUCAAAAUAUUUGGUUCUUUGAAUCUCUACUUGUAUUUAAAGCUUCUUGAUUCACCAUAAACCCGAUUAUUCCAUUUCCAUUUUUUUCUUCUGUGUCAUUAAGACAUGAAGUUCUUCGGGUGGAUGCAAAACAAGCUACAUGGGAAACAAGGGAAUACUCAUAGACCAAGCAUAUCCUCUGCUUCUUCUCAUCAACCGAGAGAGGAGUUUAGCGAUUGGCCUCACGGGUUACUAGCGAUCGGAACAUUCGGUAACAAAGAGCAUACACCACAAAAACUUGAUCAAGAAGUGAUUCAAGAAGAGACGGUUUCUAACACGCACGUGGAAGAACAAGCACAAGAUAGAGAUCAAGAUCUUUCUUAUUCCUCCGACGAUCUAGAAGAAGAUUUCACUCCUGAGGAAGUCGGGAAACUACAAAAGGAGCUGACGAAGCUAUUGACGAGGAGGAGCAAGAAGAGGAAUUCUGACGUGAACAGAGAAUUGGCAAAUCUUCCUUUGGAUAGAUUCUUGAAUUGUCCUUCGAGUCUUGAGGUCGAUAGAAGAAUCAGCAACGCGCUUUGUUCCGAUGAGAAGGAAGAAGACAUUGAGCGUACGAUCAGUGUUAUCUUAGGAAGAUGCAAAGCCAUUUCGACAGAGAGCAAGAACAAGACGAAGAAGAGUACGAGAGACUUGAGCAAAACCUCUGUUUCUCAUCUCCUCAAGAAGAUGUUUGUAUGUGCAGAAGGUUUCUCCCCAGUACCUAACCCUAGCUUGAGAGACACGUUUCAAGAAUCUAGAAUGGAGAAGUUGCUGAGAACGAUGCUACACAAGAAGAUUAACACUCAACCUUCCUCGAAGCAAACAUCAACGAUUAAAAACUUGCAAGAGAAGCAACAACUUUCUUUGAAGAAUGAGGAAGAAGAAGGGAGAAGUAGUAGCGACGGCGGUAAAUGGGUCAAAACAGAUUCUGAUUUCAUUGUUCUUGAGAUCUGAAUAUAUUGAUCCACAUUUGCCUUAUUCAUGUUCUUACAAGAAAGUACAGAUAUAUAUAGAGAAUCUUUCAAUGACAUCAAGACAAAGAAAUGAUCGAUCAAUCAAUUUCAUUUUCUUUCUGAUGAAAGUUUUUGGGUAAUCUGCAAGAUCCCAUGAAUCCCUUUUUUUGCAUGGUUGGAUCUUAAAAACCAAACAUGUUUUGGGAACUUAAACAUCAGACAGUACAUGAAGAUAUUUAUAUGCAUGCAUACAUGUGUGUGUAUAUGUAAAGAUAGAUAUAUAUAUAUAUACACAUACAUGUAUGUAUGUAUUUUCAGGUGGAUAACCUUGGUUUAUAGAGACAUACUUCCUCUUUCUUUUUUUCUUUUUUUUUUCAGUCAUUUUUACAUGUUUUGUUUUCUUUUUCUUUUUUUACUUAUUGUAACACAAAACUAUUCAGAUUAAUAAAACUUUUGUCUUAGCCUUGUAA
Capsella rubella is the source of this 1568-nucleotide messenger RNA. RefSeq lists its product as uncharacterized. Gene Ontology annotation, biological process: regulation of growth; gravitropism. The record is from RefSeq and is a predicted model, not a curated record. NCBI's taxonomy places the organism in Eukaryota, Viridiplantae, Streptophyta, Magnoliopsida, Brassicales, Brassicaceae. The coding region runs from base 233 to 1099 and encodes 288 amino acids. The transcript has 6 exons.